Molecule: messenger RNA, 1827 nt
Organism: Magnusiomyces paraingens
Lineage: Eukaryota; Fungi; Ascomycota; Dipodascomycetes; Dipodascales; Dipodascaceae
Exons: 1
Coding region: 1-1827 (608 amino acids)
Source: RefSeq, a predicted model, not a curated record
AUGAGUUUAGUGGUUACAAGUCAAGUUUCAUUUCAAGUAGUUCUGUUUUGUUUUGACGUUGCAUGUUUGAUAUUAGGAUGGGCUGUUUUGAUGUUUUUUUCCACAAUCAACAACAGUGCCGCCCAAAUUGCUAAUGCGUUUUCAUCAAUCGUUGGACUAUGGGACACUUUUAUUGGAGAAACUAGACGCAAAGUCAUUCGUGAAUCAGAAGGAAAAGAUCGGAUUGAAGUAGGACGUGCUUUGAUGUCUUCUCCAGAUCCUUAUUUAUCACCGGAAUCAUCAAGACAGGGUUUAUUUAAUAAAAAUGGCAGUUCAUACCCUCCCACAACAACACCAAUACUUUCUAAUGAGCCAUCGGUGAAACAUGUCAGAAAAAGACUUCCAUUUAUUUUUGCGUUUUUUUUGCUUGUAAUUCGAUAUGUUCCUGUUCCUCUACAUAUUGUUUUUGGUUAUGCUGGUAAACCAGAGCCAGAAAAUCUUUAUAUUCCUUUGGCAAACGCAUCAAAUUACUUGGAUACCAUUCCAAACUUUUACGAUGAAAAUACAACACCACUUUACAAUGUUGGAUCUAAUUAUCAAGCAUCUGAUGCAUACGAUGAAUCUAAGUCAUCAUACCUUUUCCCUUUAUUCAACUCUUCUAUGCCUUGGAGUUUACAGGGCUCGACUUUUUUCAGACAAAACGGAGUUACUUGUCUUAUUACCGACAGAUUUGAAGAGAUGAUUAUGCAAACUGGGUUUUUGGCUCACUAUAAUGCAUAUCCUUCUUUGCCAGUGUUGCCUAUACUGAAAUGUAAAGAAGAUAGUUCUGGUUAUUCCAUGUUUGUGACUAAUAGCAAUUAUACCGGGAACAGCACGUUAUUCCAGCCAUAUACCACUGCAAUUAAAACCGUGCUAGGAGUAGGUCAAAAUGUGAGUGGUAUCUCAAUCGAUCCAACUAACAAAAAAAUAAAUGUCACGACUGUUAUUAUUGAUGACUACUCUUUUGAAAAUGUGCCUGUUGUUGAUAACUCGACUUUGUGGGACAUGAUGAAUAAAUCAUUUCCAGUCAAUGAAAGUCUUUCUGCAGAAAAUGACUGGGCUGUCUAUAAUAAAGAAGAUAUAGUUUCGACAAAAAAAUCUUUGGAUUCAGCACUUUCACUAAUGCAAAGUGACUUUGUGGAUGAAAUAAGUUAUGUUAUGUCAUACAGCUAUUACAAUUCUUCGGCUUCAUCCGACAGUGUUCGAUCAUUUUGCAGGACAAUGUUUUCAUAUAAUGGUGUUGGAGGCUACAUUUCAGUUUCAAAGCUUUAUUAUAGUACUAGGCAGUUGUCAUAUGAUAUUACUAAGAAUUCUGAUGAGGCACAGCCUUAUUUUAAGGUGCAGCAAAGUAAUGACAAUCCUCAGUUUUUAAAUGUGCAAGUGUUAGCACUAAUAACAGAUAUUAAGAUUGGGCCAACUGUUGGAGGUGCUUUGCUUAGGAAAACCGGAUAUCAGGCAGAUGGGCUUCAAAACGUGUUGUUUGAAGCUAAUGGGAAACUGAUUUAUGACAUCAAAGUUAUUUUUGGCAGUAUUUUAGGAGUAAUUGGUGUUUCUUUUAUUUUACUAUUCAUCAUUUAUGUUAUUUGGCACGACAAGCCUAAGGGCAUUCCUUUUUAUUAUGCCUUGCUUCACGAAUACCAUCAAAAAACGUCAAAUAUUGGGUGCGACAGAAGCAUAUUUGAUAUGGUUACACCAGCAUAUGAGGGUGAAGGCUAUGUUGAAUCUAAGUGCUUUAAUCAUAUAGGGGUUUUGGAUGAAAAAUCUGUUGCACAGCCCCCUCGUGCCUCUGUUCCAUACAGUGAUAAGUGA